Molecule: messenger RNA, 1734 nt
Organism: Sinocyclocheilus grahami
Lineage: Eukaryota; Metazoa; Chordata; Actinopteri; Cypriniformes; Cyprinidae
Product: BCL2/adenovirus E1B 19 kDa protein-interacting protein 3-like
Exons: 6
Coding region: 82-753 (223 amino acids)
Biological process (GO): defense response to virus; mitochondrial outer membrane permeabilization; positive regulation of apoptotic process
Cellular component (GO): endoplasmic reticulum; mitochondrial outer membrane; mitochondrial envelope
Source: RefSeq, a predicted model, not a curated record
GGUCCAAAUGUGUGUGUGUGUGUGUGUGCGUGCGUGCGUGCGUGCACAGAGUGUGCGCGUGCGGUGCUAACAGACAGUCUUAUGCAAGCCGCCCUACACAGAGCCACGAUGUCCGACGCUGCUGCUCCAGCAGACAACAACGGGGAGCCUGGGUUAAACGGGUCAUGGGUAGAGCUGGAGAUGAACAGAAACGCCGCAUCUCUCUCUUCCUCCAGCGCCUCAGUGCCACCGCCCCCUUUAGCCCAAGUAGUAGAGGAGGAGGAUGGGAUGGUGGGGGGGCUGGAACACGUUCCCUCAUCAUCUUCUAUCCACAAUGGAGACAUGGAAAAAAUCCUGCUAGAUGCCCAGCACGAAUCCAGCCGCAGUAACUCCUCAUGCGACAGCCCUCCUCGACCUCACAGUCCUCAGGAUGAAGGCCAGAUCAUUUUUGACGUGGACAUGAGGAGGGACAGCCAGGAGGAAGUCAUGGAGAAGAUCAGAGAUGAUGACAUAUUAAUGAAGGAUUCAGACCGGGUCGCAGACUGGUCAAGUAGACCUGAGAAUAUUCCACCUAAGGAGUUUCAUUUCCGGCACCCGCGGCGUUCAGUGACUCUCAGCAUGAGGAAGACAGGAGCCAUGAAGAAAGGAGGGAUCUUCUCUUCUGAGUUCCUCAAAGUGUUUAUCCCCUCACUGCUUCUGUCCCACAUCCUGGUCCUGGGUCUCGGGGUCUAUAUCGGGAAAAGACUGACACCUUCACCUGCAAGCUCCAUUUGAACACCGAUCUGAUCAAGUGCCUCAGGCAUGGCCCAGGUGGAUUAGGGAGAAGGUUGCAGUUUGUACGAAGAAGCCCCCCGCUGCCCCCUUCUGCUCCUUUAAGUCCUGUCAGCAACAUUUCUCCCUUUUUUAGUAAUUCCUUUAAUUAGCCUUUCCAUGUUGAGAAGCAUAAGUGAUAAACUUCUCCUCAUUUCAGGCCCUUUUCUUUUUCCAGUUGUGAAUGUUCUAACACCCCCUUUGUAGUACUAUUUUAUUUUGGAAGUAUUUGGAGCAUUGCAUGAAACCAAAUUGCACACAUGCUAGCUCCACACUAGCUCGAUUCAGCUAGGAGGCAAAAAACAUCCCAUUUUGGUCCAAUCACAUGACCCAAAAGGUGAUAAAGAAUCCCCCUAGUUUUCACCCUCAAAAUGGAAUCAACCAAAAUAUAAGACUUAUUGAAGUUAUACGAGCAUGCCUGAGCGCUAGCUAAGAUUUUAUUUAUUUCUACAAAUGCUACCAAUUUAGUUCUUUUAUUGACUUCAAGGGCGGAACGCCAGGAUGAUGGACUUGGGAAGGAUAGGGCUCUCCGUAGACCCCAAACUCAUCUGUUGAGGAUGGAAAAUAUUUCAUCUCAUGAACAUAGAUUAAAAACCAGUCUGAUGGGGCUGACGGAUCCCAAUAUGAAAAAAAGAUUUGUUGUGUUGUUUUGUUAGUUCCCUUCACAUACAUAUCAGGACCUAGUGAUUUCUUACUAGGCGUCUACAACAUAACCUACUUUGCAAUACUGCACAAUUUACCAUUAGCAUUCAGAGCUGAGAGGAUCUUGCUAACAAGGACAGCGGCUUCAGUGUUUUGCCAUACUAUCUGUGUCAGACUUUCUGGAAAUGUUGUAGUACAAUCUCAUACUUCUCAGUCUCGUAUUUAUUUAUAGCAUCUCCAUGCUGUUAGCUUGAGGACAACAGUACAAGAGAAACCUUUCUUCAAUUUACAGGAAUAGCUCAU